AUUGAUGCUGCAUCAUCGCGUAUGUCAUAUGCACCUUCUCUCUCUCUCUCUCUAACAUAUAUAUACUCUCUGUAGUCAAGUUCUUUUUAGUUUCUUCAUACAUAAACCUAGUUACUCCUAUUACGACCACGCAGAUUUAGUUCUAUUUAUUCGAUAGCAAUGGCUAGGAAGAUGCUUAUCGAUGGUGAAGCUGAGUUGGGCAAAGGUGUAGAAGAAGGGACGAAUUUUGACUUUGACUUGUUUAUUAUUGGGGCUGGAAGUGGUGGAGUUCGUGGCGCCAGGUUUUCUGCGAAUUUUGGAGCCAAGGUGGGGAUUUGUGAGCUUCCAUUUCAUCCAAUUAGCUCAGAAACAGUUGGAGGAGUCGGUGGAACGUGUGUUAUUCGUGGUUGUGUUCCUAAAAAGAUUUUGGUCUAUGGAGCAUCUUUUGGAGGUGACCUUGAGGAUGCCAGGAAUUAUGGGUGGGAAUUGAGUGAGAAAAUUGACUUCAAUUGGAAGAAGCUCUUGCAAAAGAAGACAGAUGAAAUAAACAGAUUAAAUGGAAUUUACAAGCGGUUGUUAUCCAAUGCUGGGGUUAAAUUAUUUGAAGGCGAGGGAAAGAUAGUUGGUCCAAAUGAAGUUGAGGUGACACAAUUGGAUGGCACUAAACUAUCCUAUUCAGCGAAGCACAUAUUGAUUGCAACUGGCAGCAGGGCCCAACGUCCAAAUAUUCCAGGACAGGAGUUGGGUAUAACAUCUGAUGAGGCACUAAGUUUAGAGGAGUUUCCUAAACGUGCUGUGAUUCUUGGAGGAGGCUAUAUUGCAGUUGAGUUUGCAUCUAUAUGGCGAGGGAUGGGUUCCACUGUCCAUCUAGUUUUCAGAAAGGAACUUCCACUGAGAGGUUUUGAUGAUGAAAUGAGAGCUGUAGUUGCAAGAAAUCUUGAAGGAAGGGGAAUUAAUUUGCAUCCAAGGACCAAUUUGACACAGUUGAUCAAAACAGAGGAUGGCAUUAAAGUUAUUACAGAUCAUGGUGAGGAGCUCAUUGCUGAUGUUGUACUAUUUGCCACUGGUAGGGCUCCUAAUUCUAAGAGGUUAAAUUUAGAUGCUGUAGGUGUUGAACUUGACAACACUGGAGCAAUAAAGGUGGAUGAGUAUUCACGGACCAACAUACCUAGCAUAUGGGCUGUGGGUGAUGUAACAAACCGAAUGAAUCUUACUCCAGUUGCCUUGAUGGAAGCAUCAUGCUUUGCUAAAACAGUAUUUGGUGGGCAACCAAGCAAGCCAGACUAUAGGGAUGUCCCCUGUGCAGUGUUCAGCAUUCCGCCACUUUCUGUAGUUGGUCUCAGUGAGGAGGAGGCAAUAGAGCAAACCAAUGGUGAUCUGUUGGUUUUCACAUCGACUUUUAAUCCAAUGAAAAAUACUAUCUCUGGGCGACAAGAAAAAACUGUUAUGAAGAUUGUUGUUGAUGCUGAGACAGAUAAGGUUCUUGGAGCUUCUAUGUGUGGACCUGAUGCACCUGAAAUUAUACAGGGUAUUGCUGUUGCUUUGAAGUGUGGAGCUACCAAGGCACAGUUUGACAGCACGGUAAGUUCACAGCUUUCUUUAUUGUGUACUUCUCUUCUGCCUCCUGAGGGCAAUGAUAUAAUGGCAUCUAGAAUUAGCUUAACAUUUCUGAUAUUUGCUCAAGAAUGUUGUCUACAUUUAAGUAGUGUUGGAAAAUGUAGUGUAGGAAGGUAUAUGAUACAAAUAGUGUUUCGAAACAUAUGAUUGUGAAUUACUGAGAUGAAGUAAAAAGAUUUUUAACAGAAGAGGACACAUGAGAUAAAGAAACUUGUGAAUUAUGAUAUUCAACAAUUAAAAGUACAAAUUGGAAAGAGAAACAAACAAUCGUUGACUGAACACCACAAGAUUUACAGCUUAUAAUCAUGACCGGCAGCUACAAUAUGCAGAGAUAAAAAGGGUUCUAGACUACUGAGUCGGUCUCAAAGAAUAUUAGAGAUAACAGGAGAGCCAAUUUUUUUCUCCGUUAUGCAAUGUUUUCUUUAAUUUGCACUGAGCAAGGGAGGAUAGGAGGUGGGCAUGGGUCUUGUGGAAUUUUAACAAUCGUUUCAAUUUAAAUAACCUUUGUGGUGGUUGCAUUGUGAUUACUAUAAUUGCGAACAAUUGCAGAAUUUUACUGCAAUUGCAUUUGCAAUGCGGUUGUGGAGACCUCCUAACUGCAAUAUUGUGGCUCCAAAUGCUGUUGUAGACAGCAACUUAUUUUUGCUCACACCAAAACAAUUUCAAUUUGAGUGAACAAGAAUAUUGUUGAUUAUCCCAAUAAUUUAACUGGUAAAAAAUGCAUUAUAACAAGUCGUCGUCAUUGUGAAAUCGUAAUUUCUUGAUGAAGAAAUAGUUGUUAUUGUUUGAUAAUUGAAGGAUCCUGUGCAAAAC
Molecule: messenger RNA, 2409 nt
Organism: Abrus precatorius (Indian licorice)
Lineage: Eukaryota; Viridiplantae; Streptophyta; Magnoliopsida; Fabales; Fabaceae
Product: glutathione reductase, cytosolic
Exons: 16
Coding region: 160-1743 (527 amino acids)
Biological process (GO): glutathione metabolic process; cellular response to oxidative stress; cell redox homeostasis
Cellular component (GO): mitochondrion; cytosol
Molecular function (GO): flavin adenine dinucleotide binding; glutathione-disulfide reductase (NADPH) activity; NADP binding
Source: RefSeq, a predicted model, not a curated record